Molecule: messenger RNA, 6150 nt
Organism: Cucumis sativus (cucumber)
Lineage: Eukaryota; Viridiplantae; Streptophyta; Magnoliopsida; Cucurbitales; Cucurbitaceae
Product: intracellular protein transport protein USO1
Exons: 11
Coding region: 525-4460 (1311 amino acids)
Source: RefSeq, a predicted model, not a curated record
CGUUUCUUGGGAGACUAUGAAGGGCAAUGAAGGAGCGAGACGAGGAGGAGUUCAGUUGGAUGUGUACUGAGAACUGCCACGUGUGAAGUGUUUACCAGCGAGUAUAGAAAGUUAUGUAGUCGCAACGGUUUUUAGGAAUAGGGGGGGGAUUCCGGCUGUAUUUUGGAUCGACGACAUUGUAUCGUCUUCAACAACUAUAAAUUCCAAAAAAUAUUCUCUCUCUUGCUUUUUGGAAUUUGCACAUGAAAACGCUUAGAAAUGGCGGAAAAUAAUACAACACCUUUCGUAACAAUGACCAUUUAGCCAACGCUCUCUUUGUCUCUCUCUCUCUAUCUCUUCUUGUUUCUUGUCUUUAUAGUCAUUGUUUUGAUCACACUUCGUUUUCUUUCUCUCUUUCUUCUUGGUAAUGACGAAGACGAUGAUGAUCAAAAUUGAGAAGGGAUUGAUAUUUUUUCUCUACCUGAUUUGAUUGCACAAUUGUAAUUAAGUGAGUGGGUGUGAGAGACAGAGAGAGCCAAGGGAAAAUGUUCAGGUUGCACAGGAACCGGCAUGCGAAAUCAGGGGAGAAAUUUGAUUUCAAAUUCUCCAAUUUCAAGGCCACCCAGGUGCCUAAAGGUUGGGACAAGCUAUUUGUAUCUGUAAUUUCUGAGCAAACUGGGAAGGCAAUUGUCAGGUCAAGCAAAGCACCAGUUCGUAAUGGAAGUUGCCAGUGGACUGAGUCUUUAUCAGAUUCCAUUUGGGUUUCACAAGAUGAAGUUUCUAAGGAGUUUGAGGAUUGUAAUUUCAAGCUUGUUGUGGCCAUGGGGUCAGCAAGAUCUAAUAUUCUUGGAGAGACUAUGGUCAACAUGACAAAUUACAUAGAUUCCAAAUCUUCUUCUGCAGUCUCACUUCCACUGAAAAAGUGCAACCAUGGAACUAUUUUACAAGUGAAAAUCCAGUGCUUAGCUCCAAUAUCAAAAGUAAGGAGUGGAGAAUUUAAACAUACAGAUUCUCCAAAACAAGACUUCAAAAAGGAAGGUCAUGACUCAGAUAGCUGCUCUGAUAUAACAGAUAGCCAAUUGUCGAGAAGUAUUGGAUCUUCCUCUGGUGCAGAUUUAUACUCUAGUUUACAUUCUGGAGAAGCUAGCAGCAAGGAAGCAAGUUUCUCUGCUUCCUAUUCACAGCUCAGCAAUUCGUCAUCUGAGGUUUACGAAUCCGUAGAGAAUGACGCUGCAAAAAACAAUUAUAGUGAUAUUCAAAGACAAGAUUCGGUGAGCUCACAGAAUAGUGCUCCUUGUUUAUCUCCUAAUUCUGUAAUUACUGGUUCAGCAGAAGCAACGACUAUUGAGGAACUUCGUGCUGAAGCUAGGAUGUGGGAGAGAAAUUCCCACAAACUGAUGGCUGAUCUUGAUCAGUUGAAGAAAGAGUUUUCAGAUCAAUCUGAAAACCAGGAAAGUUUACAUGCUGCACUUUCAGCAGCGACUGCAGAAUGUGAUGGUUUGAGAAAAGAACUUGAGCAACUGAAAUUGGUGACUGAGAAGUCAAAACAGAGACGGACAAGCAUUGAGGAUUUAUCAUAUCAGGAUGGGGAACCACACAUCCUAAAUGAAUUGAAGGAUGAACUGAACUUCCAAAAAGAAACCAAUGCUGAUUUAGCUCUGCAGCUAAAGAGAAGUCAAGAAUCAAAUAUUGAGCUUGUGUCCGUUCUUCAGGAGCUAGAAGCAACUACAGAAAAGCAGAAACUUGAGAUAGAGGAACUUUUGGCACGGCACCAAAAAGAUGAUGAUAUCGAAAAUAUUAAUAAAGAAAACAAGAAAUUGGUGCUUCAGUUAGAGCAUGUGAAGGAAUCAGAGAAGAAUCUUCAAUUGAAGGUUGGGGUUCUGGAGAGAAACUUGGAGGAAGCAAAACUUGAUUUACAGAAAUCUGAGGCCUCAAAUCAAAGAUUCCCUCAGGAUACUGAAAGGCAAUACGAUAGUCUGCAAAAUUCUGAGGAAAAUGUGGGGUCCUUACAUCAUGUAAACAUAAAUCUAGUGAAAGAAAUUGAAAUGUUGAAAGAAAAAGUUCUGGAGUUAGAGAAGGAUUGUAAUGAAUUGACAGAUGAAAACAUAGAUCUCUUGUACAAGCUUAAGCAAGCAAAUGGCGACUCUAAGGGGGGAAGUUUGGCUCUUAACUCCACAGGUGAUGAGCUUCUAUCUAAAUCUUUUGUUAAUUUUGGAUUUGAAUCUAUGAAACACAGACAUUCUGAACAAAUUUCAGAAGAAAAAAUUGAGAAAAGUCCUAAUGUGAUUGAGAAUAACGAUUUCAAUAAAAAACCAGAGAGUAUGAAAUUUGAGCUGGAAAUCAUAGUCGAAGAGCUCAGUAAAGAAUUAACUUUGAAAAAGCUGGAGAUUGAAAAACUUGAGUCUAGCAUUUUAUCCAAAGAUGACGAGAUUAAGAUCCUCGAAGGUUUGCAUAACAAAUUGCAAGCUAAGUAUUCUGAUCUCCAGGAAGAAAAAAAUCAGAUCGAUGAAAAGAUGAUGGAAGUCAUGCUUGGAGAAAGUGAUGGCAGUUCUAAAGGCUUAAAUGGUCUGCGAAAUGAAGUAAAGGCGCUUAGCAACAGUGUGGAUUUGCAUGUUUCUGCAAACAAGCUUCUUGAAAGUAAAUAUUCAGAGCUUCAAUUUAAAAAACAAGAACUUGAUCUCCACGUAUCUCAGAUUGAACAGGAACGCAUACGGUUGUCAGAAAGCAUAUCUGUUUUGGAAUCUCAACUAAAAUACAUGAUGGGCGAGAAGCAGUCAAUUCGCCUUGAGUUAGAAGACUCUAAGUCUCAUGCUGUGAGUCUCCAAGAUGAGUUUGAUAAACUGAGACUCGAGAUAGAGACAGAAAAUGUUGAUUUGAAACAAAUGUUGAAUGACUUGCAAAACCAGUGUGCAAAGGCUCAAGAUCAAUGUGAGUACCUGCAGAGAGAAAAAACGAAGUUGGAGGCUGCAGCUGAGCAUCUCGUUGAAGAACGAAAUUUGCUUAAAAAAUCAAAUGGAGAGCUGAAGAACAAGAAUUUCGAGUUGCAUGAGGGUUAUUUUCGCUUGGAAUCGAAAGUGAAGGAACCGCUUGAAAGGUCUGCACAGUAUUUCAGAAGAAUUGAGGAUUUCGAAGAUUAUCUCUCUCUUGGGUUGGAGGAUUUCGCCUCAAAAGAAAGAUUCCUAUCUUCGGAAUUAGAUUCAAUCGUUGAAGAGAACAUAAAAUACAAAGAGAAACUUGCUAUGUUCGAAAGCUUGUCUAAUGAAACAUAUUGGGAGAAGGCAACUGAAGCUCAAGAACUUCAUGGAGCCGUUGUGCAUCUGACCAAGCAACUUUCAGCAGCCAAGAAGGAUUUCAACAUCAUGCGAAUGGAAUCUGAUGAAAAUUUAACGGCUCUGAUUAGUGAACUUUCCGUGUCAAAACAAAACCAAGAGACACUGAUAGCUGACAAUGAAAAGUUACUGAAGCAGUUGGAAAAUUACAAAUCACUUGAAGUUGAACUUAAGAACUCUGUCAAUGACCUUGAACAAAAGCUAUAUGUUUCUGAAAAAGAAAGACGGCAGAAUGAGGAAAACUUAACUAACUUUAAAGUUCAGUUGCAAAAAACAGCCCAUUUUCAGGAUGAGGUUUUUGCAUCGAGCAAUAAGCUUGAACAGAAAACUGUUGCUGAAUUAGAAGACAGUAAACAGAGCCGAAUUGACCUGGAAGAAAAGCUUCUGAGAAUAGGGAGUGGGUCAGUAGUGGAAGAGACAUCAUUUCCAGGGAUUGAUGAUUUAAGAAAUGAGCUCUGCGAGAUUAAGAGAAUGAACAGUAAGUACCAACAGAAACUGAAAAUACUUGAGGAGGAGAAAGAUGGGUGCCUAAAAAGAUCUCAAUCCCUUGAAGCUGAACUGGAACAUUUAAAAGAAGAAAAACAGAUCCAACGGGAGUCUAGCAGUGUAAGGAUUCAUAGUCUUUCCAAAACCAACGACAAAAACAUGACCAGUAAAGACAUGAAGCUUCUUAAAAAUGGUGCGGUAAAGACAGUUGGUCAAAAUCACAGUGGGAAGAAGAAGCCUAAGGACCCUAACAGCAAUCAAUCUCAAUCUCAAAUUAAGUAUCGACAGGAUGAUAGUGGAUGUGAUAUUGAUGAUGAAGGGCCUCACGUUCCUGAAGCUAAAUCAAUUUCAAGAAUUCAGAUGCUCGAAAAAGAACUUGCUGAGGCUUUGGAAGCAAACAAGAAAUAUGAAGAUCAGCUGAGCAGGCUUGUUUCAGACACUCAAAACAACAAAGAAAAUUCUCCCAUAUCAACAAUUGAAGGCGAUGUUGUAAAGACAAAGGAAGGAUACGAAAGCCUUAACUCGGAUCUAGAGGCGGAGUUAAAAGACAUUCGUGAGCGGUACUUCCACAUCAGCCUUAAGUAUGCAGAAGUCGAGCAUCAGCGAGAGGAACUUGUUAUGAAGCUCAAAGCAGCCAAGAACAGCGGAAGAAGGUGGUUCUCAUGAAAGUCGAUACAAAAAGUGCAUGUAUUAUCUUUUUUUGGUUAAUACACACCAGUCUCAGGGACACUUCUCCAUAAGUCAUUUUUCAGUUCUCAAAUGACUCGAGAUUGAAUCCUCCUGGAACACUGGUUUUAGGCUAACACCAAGAGAUCACUAACAUGGAAGAGUACAUGGUUGUUUGAGAAGGGAGGAGAUGGAGAGUGAUGAAGAAUUGAAGAAUAACCUGAAGUUGAAGAAAUUAGUUGGCUCUGCAGUUUCCAUUGUUUCAAACAAGUUAAAUUUUGUGUAAAAAAUAAAGGCAAUGAUGUGAAACAUGGCAAUUCUAAUUCUAUUUUCCACUAGCAGAAUGCUGAAAUUGAUAUCUUCCGUGACCCUAUCUUUUCCAAAGAGCCGUAUAUGAGUACACAACUCUUGGAGUCGUUACUCUUCGUAUAUUUUUCCUUCAUAUAAUAGUCUACGUAGUGGUGAUGGCGUGAUUGAUGUUGGAAUUUGUAGAGAUCUAUAAUAAAUUUGUAAAGCAGAUUAGCUCACUUCAUUUUUGGUAUAAAAUAAUAUUCUUCUGUUGCUUCCUCAGGUAUCCAUUUGUCUUGCUAACCUCAUCACUUGAAUAUUUUGCCUCUUAUCUUCCUUAUAACAACUAACUAAUGGUGUGACCGAAGCCUUCUCCAAGUGCCCAGACAUUACGCCAUAGAAACUGAAACUGAGCUUUCAAGACAAGCCGAUUACGAUACAAUUAUGGUAGUCGCGACUCUCAUAAACCCAUGGAAGAUACAGAGCGCUUCUUACAGAUUAUAAGGCUGAAAUAUUCAGUUGAUUCAGGUUCAUUCCCCCUCUAUCUACUUUGAAGAGACACAAGCCACUUACAUGGUUUGUAGGGGUAGCUCUGUGAAGCAAAAGCCUAAGGUAGGGUUGUUGAGACAUGAGAGGCAAAUACAAUACAGAAAAGGAACAAAAGAAGGGAGAUAGUGUUGUCACACUUGGAACAAAAUAAGGUGGUAAGAGUAUAUCCCUUGGAAGAUGCUGAAUUUCUUAAUGUUGCCUCCAUUUUUCACUCUUUUUUUUUUUUUUUCUUUUUUCCAUGUCAUGCUUUACAAAUAAGUUUUCCUUUUAACAAGAAAAGUGACCACACACCAAGCUUGGGGUCACGUCAGUCUCUUAAUUUGCCUUUCUUCUCUGCUCUGCAUAUCUCCUAUAACAACCAAUGCAACUUCUUUAGCAAACCCUCUUUACAACAACACCCAACCCCAUCACCACUUUCUUCCUCCACUCUCACCGGCCACUCCAGCAGUGGCCGGCGGUGAUGGAGCUUUCACUUUUGGUGGGGAGAUGGAGUGAAGUUUAGUAUGGUAUGAUGAUGAAGGUUUGUUGAAAGUUUUGUGUGUCUUCUUCAGUGGGGGCAGAAGAGAUGUUUGUCAGUUCCUCUGGUAAGGGCAACUCCCAUCCUUUGGCAUUUCUCCAAAUUCCCAGAAAAAGAAAAAUCUCACACUGUUCUUCGCUUCUCCUGAUAUGGGCAUCGAGAAAGUUCAGUACUUUUGGACUCAAUAACUUGAAUUAUAUUAUAUGCUUUUUUUAUUUACUCUUUGGUAUACUUUUUUAUUCUUGAUUUUGUAUCCUAAUAAUGCAACGCUUGGUGGUAGCUUAUUGAAUAUAUAUAAAAUAUAAUAUAUAGUUAUGGCCACUUGAAUAUUAUCAA